UUGACUUUGUAACAUAUGUUGAGGCUGAAAACGAGAUUGACCUCGGGGUCACUAAAAUGGUUUCCUCUGUACGUGGUAAUCUUUCAAACUUUUGACACAUUUGUAAAUAUCAUUUGCAAACAGCCUAGAUUGUACUUAAUCAGAUGUGAAGUGAACACAAGGAGAAUGAGGAGGAACACGGUGACUCUGCUGAAGUACUUGAUUGUGGGAUGUGUCAUAGUGUUAGGGGGACCACUUAUUCUAAAGAAACUAUUUGGUUCAGAUACACCCCCAGAUCUGUAUAUUGAUGCCCGAAAUGUACUGCCGAAAGUUCAGAAAAGCGGAAAGAAUCCUUAUGCAGGAGAUCCUUUAAAAAAGAUUGAUUGGCAUGACUAUAAAAAAAUCGCGGAGGAUGAACAAAGAACAGGGCCAGGAGAGCAGGGUCAGGCCUUAAUACUCUCCCCCGAUGAGGAGAAAAAGAAAGGAGACCUGUACAAAGUGAAUGGCUUCAAUGCGUAUGCCAGCGAUAAAAUCUCGCUGCAUAGAUCUCUCAAAGACAUUCGUCAUUCUGAUUGUAAGAAGAAGAAGUAUCUGAACCAUCUGAUGAAUGCCAGUGUGAUUGUUCCUUUCCACAAUGAGCACUGGAGCACACUACUGAGGACGGCGUGGAGCGUGCUCAAUCGCUCACCUAAGCACCUCAUCCACGAGGUGAUACUGGUGGAUGAUUACAGCUCAAAGGAGCACUGCAAGCAACCGUUGGAUGACUAUGUGAAGGAACACUUUACCAAUGUGAAGGUGGUUAGAGCCAAGAAGAGGGAGGGUCUGAUCCGGACCAGACUGCUUGGGGCCCGGGCAGCCACCGGACAGGUUCUCAUCUUCUUAGACUCACACUGCGAGGCCAACAUCAACUGGUUACCUCCCUUACUGGAGCCAAUAGCAGAGGACUACAAAACAGUUGUCUGCCCAUUCAUUGAUGUCAUUGACUUUGAGAACUUUGCGUAUCGGGCUCAGGAUGAGGGAGCGAGGGGGGCGUUUGAUUGGGAAUUCUUCUACAAGCGCCUACCUCUUCUGGAGGAAGAUCUCAAACAUCCUGCCGAACCAUUCAAGAGCCCAGUGAUGGCAGGUGGGCUGUUUGCCAUCAGUGCCAAGUGGUUCUGGGAGAUGGGAGGUUAUGACCCGGGCCUGGAUAUCUGGGGAGGAGAACAGUAUGAACUCUCAUUUAAGCUCUGGCAGUGUGGAGGAAUGAUGGUGGAUGCCCCUUGCUCCAGAAUCGGACAUAUCUAUAGAAAGUUUGCUCCAUUCCCCAAUCCUGGGGUUGGAGAUUUUGUAGGAAGGAACUACAGAAGAGUUGCGGAGGUCUGGAUGGACGAAUAUGCUGAGUAUUUAUACAAGAGGCGGCCUCACUACAGAAACAUUGACCCUGGGGACGUGUCUGAACAGAAGGCCAUCAGGGACAAACUUCACUGUAAACCAUUCAAGUGGUUCAUGGAGGAGGUGGCCUUUGAUUUACCCAAAUUUUACCCCCCUGUGGAGCCCCCACCAUUUGCCAGUGGAGAGGUUCGCAACAAAGCAGCAAAUAUGUGUCUAGAUACAAGGUACAAAGGUCAAAAUGAAAGAUUUGACCUUCAGCCUUGUCUCAAGGAUGGAAAAGGGGGCGGUGAACAGCAAUUUGAGUUCACUUGGCAUAAGGACAUCCGUCCCGGGAAGAGAACUGUCUGCUUUGAUGUGUCUCAAUCUAUUAAGAAAGCACCUGUUAUUUUAUUCAACUGCCAUGGAAUGGGUGGCAAUCAGAGGUUCAAAUAUAAUAUAGACACACAGCAGAUUUACCAUGUGAUAAGUAAUCAGUGUUUAGACUGUGAUCCUGACAGACAUGAAAUAUUCAUGAACCCCUGUGAUAAAACCUUAGAGACCCAGAUGUGGAAAGUGGAGCAUGUCCACGAAGACGAAGUCCGUAAAGAAUGGGAUGCUAAGUAGACAACGUUGUGUAUAAGUGGAGAAAUCCACAAUUCGGUUCCUUAGAAAAAAAAGUUGAUAGUCGACCAUUUUGAAUGCGUGGAGCAUGAAUAAUUCGUAGAUAGGGAACUACUUUUGGUUUUAUUUAUUGUUUAUUCUGAUAUGGAAAAAUUCUUGCAUUGGCUAUUCUAUAACAUAGAGCCCUAAACACAUCACUGAUUCAUUUUUAAUUUCAUCAAAUUUUAGGUUAGUGUAACCCCAAGAAAUCAUUUGAAGUGCAUUUUCCCCAAAUCUUUAUAUUGUUCUAACAUUCAUGUAGAUAUUGGUUUUCCAUACCCACAUAGAUAUAAAAUUAUUGUUCAUAUUCAGCAGAACCUAGGAUCUGUUAUUUUGUCCAUGUAUAUGAAUUAUAGUUUUAUUCCUUAGGUACUUGUGCUUUAAAUUCAAUGAAGAAGUUGGUCCCUGGUGCUGCUGAUGCAAUUUUUUUGAAUGGAUAUUGGUCAUGACUUUGAAAGUUGUGUUAAGAAAUUCAUGCAUCUAUGCAAUUUACAUUUUUUCCUUCUCUUUUUUUUUUUAUUUAUGUUUAGGUGAAGCGUUGAAAUUAUUUUUGUUUAUUGCUUUCUUUAAUUUACAUAUAUAUUGACAAGACCAACUUCAACUGUUCAUUUAGUUGCAAUAACUUAAUUCUUUCAUAUUAAGGAUUAAGUUCUUUCUGUGUAUUUUAACUCACUUUCCCUGUUUUGAUACACCCAAAACUUUUAAUACGUUACAACUCACUUAAAAUUAUUUGCUGAAUUUUUCAUUUGUCAGUUAUUUGAUCGAACAAGUCACAGUGAUAAAUCUUGUGAAAAAAUGGCAGUUGUUCUUCAUACAGUAUUUACUUAGUAAAGAGUCACUUUUACCUAUAUGAAGCGUAAGAGUUCUAGACAUUGGGAUCAUCUUAAGAUUUAUAUCUAUAUGUAUUUCAAAAAGAAAAAAGUCCAUUAUUUAACAAUGGAUAUGAAAAACAAUGUACAUCUCUUUUUAAAUAGAAGGUUUUAUGUUGCAAAAGGUUAUCCGUACAAAUCAGUAUUAAGUCUGACGUUUGUUGGCAAGCACUAAAAACAGAAUAUUUGCACUCUUUGUUUAAUUGUGGAUGUCACCUUUUCAAUAAAAUAAGAAGAUGUAUUCUUCUUCUCUACUGUACACUGUAUUUAAUAUUUAAUUAACAUGCCUUGUGGUCCAAUUGAUUUGUUUUUAUAUGGAGAUCUUGAGUUAACAGGAUAAUAAAAAGAUGUAUGUUUAAUAGAUUGAUGUAUUUUCUGCUGACUAUUAAUUUAUUAAGAAAAUUGUGCUGAAGGGCUCUGUAGGUUAACCCUUGAAUAUAAUGCUUGUGUAUUGUAAAUGGGUGCUACAUGUUUUUUUCAGUACUUGUUUAAUUGUUUGUUAGUGUGCAUAUUUAUAAUAUAAACAAAACCUGUAAGUUUUGUGUUUAUAUCAUUUACACCGAUGAUGUUAUUUAAAAUAAUUUUGUGCGUUAGAUUUCAUGCACUGGGUACUUAAAUUUUUUUUAAUAUAAUGUUUUUGAUUAUUUAUUACUCCAUUUAUAUAUGAAAGUACAUUUUAGCUUUUUCCCAUGACUUUCUUAGAUCGAUGGUUAUAUUUUAUAGUAUAUUGUGUAAUACUUCAUUCACCUUAGCCAAAAUACAUGUACAUUCAAUUUGUCUAAGUUACCAUCAAAAGUUAAGCUAUGUACAAUCUCACCUGUUUUAUUUUUGCUAAUGUUUGUUGCCUUAAGUUUAUAUCAUUCCCUUUAAUUCCUUAAUUUUGUUAUGAAUUAUCAAUAAGUGAUUCAGACAUUCAGUCUGUUUACAUCUUUUGUGUCUAUGCACGGUUUCUUUGAAGUCUUUUUUAUGUGAAAUGUUCUGGACAAACAUUUACAGUAUAUGUCUAGAUAAUGCGAGAUACAUUCCAUUCCACUGUUAUCCAUACAAUGGAUUUUGAGAAGCAGGCCAAGUUUCAUCAAGAAAAAUUUGAAGUGUUUGAUAUAUUGUAUAUUUAAUUUUUUUUAACACAUAAUUUAAAUGAGGCAUCAAAGUGUGGAAUACAAUAUUAGCUUCAACUUGAAAAAGGCUUGUUAUAAAGUCAAUUGAUAUGAUGCAUUGAUUGUAUUCGAUUCACUGUUCCUUUUUGAAUGUUAAAUGGAGUUGAUGUUUUUGUUUCAAACAUGACUUUAAAAAUUUGUUUUUUAGCCAUAUUUCUGAAUCAAAACCCAGGAACUGUGAAAAAAAUCCUUUUUUAAAAGCUGCCUUUUUAUUUUUCAUUGCGUUAGGGGAGGGGUGAUGAAGAUUUAUCUUUCUGUCUUAUGGUAACAGCUAAUCCAUUGUUAAAUUCCUGUACAGUUGAUUCAUGUUCAGCUUUAACCCCUGUACCACUUACAGACAAAUUAAGCUUUACCUUGAACUUCAUAAACUUUAAAGGGGCAAAAGCAAUAUUCAAAAUGACCCUCUUUUUUUAAGGGGGGAUUGUGAAUAAUGUAGUAAAAUUUAAAUUAAGAAGUUAAUGCAUUGUCUCAAGUCAUGGUCCAGAGUCCACAUAGCUCUCUCUAGGGGGGAGUAGAGGAUUGUACAUAUUGGCCAUGGUUUGAGACUGUUAAGUUAAUGGUGCCAUGAAUUUUCUUUUUUGUUAAUUUUGAUAACAUCAACAUUACAUGCAUUUCAUAUACCAAUGCAAGACAAUUAAGAAUUGAGUGGAUGAAAAGAUUGUGGGUUUUUUUUAUUAUUGGUAUAAAUGACCGAUAUAUCAAAUCAAAUAAGUUAUUGUAUGGGUAGUUCUGUAUAUUUAGGUCAGUAAUUGAAGAGUGUCUGGGGUUAUUUGUCAUCAAACCAAGGGACA
Molecule: messenger RNA, 4806 nt
Organism: Magallana angulata
Lineage: Eukaryota; Metazoa; Mollusca; Bivalvia; Ostreida; Ostreidae
Product: putative polypeptide N-acetylgalactosaminyltransferase 10
Exons: 13
Coding region: 16-1953 (645 amino acids)
Cellular component (GO): Golgi apparatus
Source: RefSeq, a predicted model, not a curated record